AUGAUUAGUAGGCGCAAGAAAUCGUUCUUUCCUGGGGCAAAAGCUAUCUUCCUUUUGUUCCUGAUCCUUGCCGCCGGUGCAACUCUUGUAGUUGCAAGUAGGGUUUCUAAUCUCAUGAAGCCAAAUAUUGGACCAAAUGACACGAAUUUUCCACAAAGUAACCGUCCAAUUCAACCAUCUGGUCCUAAUCCUUGUAGUUACGUGCCAGGACCAGGGCAUUGCAAAGCUCCAAGUGAUGCUUCAUCUUCCAUUCAGCAUGAUAGCCAGUGUUCUGAAGAUUUGCUUGUGCAUUCAGUGUUCAUUCUUCCUUGGUAUCAAAAUCCACACAAAGGGAAUCCUGUGGAAUCUGAUCUGCGGAGGUUUUCUGUGGAAUUUAAUUUGCCGGGGAUUUCUAUGGCUUCAACAAUGCUUUCUCUAACUUCUGCUACUCCUUCUGCUUCACUUUCUAUGCAAGAAAUUCUCAAGGGAAAGGCGAGGCUUGGAAGUGGUACUGGAAGUACAUUGUUUAACAAGGAGAAAGGCAAUCCCUUUAUCAAGGAAAAGUCAUUUGGCCGGAUAUCUAUGACUGUUGCGGUGAAUGCAUCUUGUUUUGAGGGUAUAGCUAUGGCUCCUCCCGAUCCUAUCCUUGGUGUUUCUGAAGCUUUUAGAGCAGACACAGAUGCAAAGAAGCUCAACCUUGGAGUUGGGGCCUACCGAACUGAAGAGUUACAGCCAUAUGUGCUUGAUGUUGUUAACAAGGUCAGUAAGCUUUAUCUGUCUAAUUGGUAUAUUGCUGAGCGUCUUAUGCUGGAGAGGAGCGAAAACAAAGAGUAUCUCCCAAUCGAAGGUUUGGCUGCAUUCAAUAAGGUGACUGCGGAGUUACUAUUCGGAGCUGACAAUCCAGUGAUAAAUCAACAAAGAGUUGCAACUGUUCAAGGUCUUUCAGGCACAGGUUCUCUUCGAUUAGCUGCAGCUCUCAUUGAGCGAUAUUUUCCUGGAGCACAAGUUAUGAUAUCAUCUCCAACUUGGGGUAAUCACAAGAAUAUUUUCAAUGAUGCAAGAGUUCCAUGGUCCGAGUACCGAUACUAUGAUCCUAAAACAGUUGGCUUGGAUUUUGAGGGGAUGAUAUCAGACAUAAAGGCCGCACCUGAUGGAUCAUUUAUAGUGCUACAUGGUUGUGCUCACAACCCAACCGGUAUUGAUCCAACCCCUGAACAAUGGGAGAAAAUUGCUGAUGUCAUACAAGAGAAGAACCACAUUCCAUUUUUUGAUGUUGCCUACCAGGGAUUCGCUAGUGGAAGCCUUGAUGAAGAUGCAUCAUCAGUCAGGUUGUUUGCUGCACGUGGCAUGGAGCUUCUGGUUGCUCAGUCAUACAGCAAAAAUUUGGGCUUGUAUGCUGAAAGAAUUGGGGCAAUUAAUGUUGUCUGCUCAUCGGCAGAUGCCGCAGCAAGGGUUAAGAGCCAACUGAAAAGGAUUGCCCGACCAAUGUACUCAAAUCCUCCUGUUCACGGGGCUAGAAUUGUUGCUAAUGUUGUUGGGGAUCCAGCUCUUUUCAAUGAAUGGAAAGCAGAGAUGGAAAUGAUGGCUGGAAGGAUAAAAAAUGUUAGGCAGAAACUAUUUGACAGUCUCUCCGCAAAAGAUAAGAGUGGGAAAGAUUGGUCUUUUAUACUGAAGCAGAUUGGCAUGUUCUCCUUCACAGGCUUGAACAAAACUCAGAGUGACAAUAUGACCAAUAAGUGGCAUGUUUAUAUGACAAAGGAUGGAAGAAUAUCCUUGGCAGGACUCUCGUUGGCCAAAUGUGAAUAUCUUGCUGAUGCAAUUAUGGACUCAUACCACAACGUCAGUUGA
This is a messenger RNA of Dovyalis caffra, 1827 nucleotides long. The record is from the annotation of a GenBank genome assembly. NCBI's taxonomy places the organism in Eukaryota, Viridiplantae, Streptophyta, Magnoliopsida, Malpighiales, Salicaceae.